This is a messenger RNA of Balaenoptera ricei (Rice's whale), 1117 nucleotides long. RefSeq names its product glutamate rich 4 (gene ERICH4). The record is from RefSeq and is a predicted model, not a curated record. NCBI's taxonomy places the organism in Eukaryota, Metazoa, Chordata, Mammalia, Artiodactyla, Balaenopteridae.
AUGGACUUUGGGUUGCCCGAGGGGGUGGGGCUGGCCCUCUCCUACCCCCACUGCCCUUACUCCCCCCCCCCCCAGCCCCCGGCUCCCCAGGGGACUGGGUCACUCUGGACCUUGCUACUUCCUGCUCCUGGCCGCCACUGCUCAGAGACUAUGGAGCUGUGGAAGCAGCUGAGGCAGGCUGGACUGGUGCCCCCAGGGCUGGGCCCACCCCCGCGGGCCCUGAGGGUGGUGCCCCCAGUGAAGAGGGUGGGUCAGACCCUCAUGUUCCCAGGGGCUGACACUGGAGGUGCCAGGGAGAGUCUGCUGUGGAUCUGGAAGGAGCUGGUGAACCUCCGCCUAGUGGAUGUCCAGCUGCUGGGCCAGCUAUGCAGCCUGGGGUUGGAGAUGGGGGCACUUCAGGAGGAACUGAUCACCUUCCUGGAGGAGGAGGAGGACAGAGAGCUGGAAGGGAAGCAGGAGGGGGCCUGUGGUCCAGCCCCGGGUCACCGCCUCCCUGACUUUGAAAUGACUAUCUGAGGCCCUGCUGCUGUGCUUUCGGACACAUGAAUGACGUUUGAAAAAGGAAUGUGGGUGUGAACAGAUGAGCGGCGAGGUUUCAGCAAUAUUCCCAGAUGCGUUGCAACUGUGUUACAGCGCCACCUUCAGGAGACAGGCAGAUAUCUGCAGAUGGCAGCCGACGAGAAGCAGGGCUGCAAAUAUAACUCCUGCCCAGGUCCACACUUGUAGAAAAGAUGCCCAAGACAGCAGGUGGAGGGCUCCAGCCUGAGGAGAGACAGCUCUUCUGGGAAGACAGUUGGACAUUCUUCAUAAAACCAUUACUCCCAGUGAGGAAAAAUACACGCUUGCAUUUCUGCGAUUCUUCAAAACAAUUUUCUGCUUGGGAGUGAGGAUAUUCCCAGAGAAGUGAGAUGCUGGCAGGUGCUGAAUUCCUGUCCAUGGGGAUUUCCGUCUUCAAAAAAACCUGCUUCUACUCUAGAGCCCGCGAGCCACAACUACUGAAGCCCGCGCGCCUAGAGCCGGUGCUCCGCAACAAGAGAAGCCACUGCAGUUAGAAGCCCGCGCACUGCAACGAAGACCCAAUGUAGACAAAAAUAAAUAAAAUAAAAUUUAAAAAUAC